Messenger RNA from Lathyrus sativus (Indian pea), 912 nucleotides. NCBI's taxonomy places the organism in Eukaryota, Viridiplantae, Streptophyta, Magnoliopsida, Fabales, Fabaceae. The record is from the annotation of a GenBank genome assembly.
AUGCAACCAACUUUGUCUAUCUUUGAACAUUUGAAUGGCCAAACAGCGGGAACAUAUUGUGAAAGGUGGCUCGAGGAUAGAGAAAUGGAAGCUGCACAACUACACAUUAUCUUAAAUUGCAAAGAGGUUAAGCCAUUUAUUGAUAUGUAUGUCCAAAGUUUGAAAAGUAUGUAUGGGGAUGUCAAUGACGAUAUCAUUGAUAAACAACUAGAAGCUGACUUUCCACGCUGGUUUCAAAAAUACGUGACGAUGAAUUGCAAACAUAAGAGACAAAAUUCUGACUUGUAUGAUUUGGCAAGGGGGCCUUUGAGACUAGCGAAAUCUUGGCCUAUUUAUUUUGCAAAUGGAUACAAAUUUCACACAACUUCUUGGGGUGAAGGAAAAACAACCUAUAACAGUGGGGUGUGUGUUAGUGGAAUAGGACAAGAUGAAACUUCAAAUGACUAUUAUGGCAUUCUUACAGAAAUUCUAGAAUUUCAAUGGCCAAGUCAAACAACAAAAACGUUAUUUUUAUUUUACUGUGAUUGGUUUGACCCUUCAAGACAUGGGAUGCGAAUACAUCGUCAGUACAAGAUUGUAGAAGUUCGUAAGGGGAGAAAAUAUAGUAAAUUUGAUCCUUUUAUUUUUCCAAAAGCUGCAACUCAAGUUUAUUAUUCACCUUAUCCUGGGCGCCCAAGAGAUAAGGUUGAUUGGUUGGUAGCUAUAAAGACAAAGCCAAGAGGGGUUGUUGAUGAUAGGCACACAUUAGAGGUUGCUUUUCAAGUUCAAGAGUCACAAGUUAAUGCAACAAUUGAAGAUGACCCAAUUGAUCUCCUACAAGAUGAUGAAGUUAAUGGUGAAGAGGUUAGUUUGUCAACAAUACAAGAAAAUGAAGAUGAAGAGGAUUCCAAUGACGAUGAUGAAAAUUUUUAA